UCAAAUAACUUGUUACAUGUAAAAGGAAUUUUUGCUCAUAGCAGUUUAGUACAGUAUAUGCAACCUCAUCUGAGAAGUCGCAAGUACAGGUGUACCGCUGAAGGGUGGUAUGGAUCCUGCCGCGCCUUGCAGUCUGUCGCGCGGGCUCACUGCGAAUCAAUUACCAUAUCACCUACAAAGGUUUGUCGGCCGUGUACCUUGGUCUCAGUCCAGAAGGUAACGGCAAUCUCUGGGUAGUCAAACCACCAGGGACCUUGCAAGGUACAUGAUGUGCAUAUGCUCCAAGGUACUCAUACGCGGUGUAUAAUACGCUGAGCGAAGGACAAUACUCUUUCAGCUCAACAUUCGCCCUUUCUCGCGACUAACAUGUCUUCUUUCGAUGCUCACAAUGUUGAUCUUGACACAGUCAGCCAGGCGGACGUGCUCUGCUAUCUGGCGCUGUCCGAAAACGACUACAACGGCCACCUGGGGGCCCGCAUAUCUUCUAUAUUCGUUAUCUUCAUCACAUCAACCUUUUUCACCUUGUUCCCCGUGAUUGCCAAACGAGCUCCCGGGUUGAAGAUCCCCUACCACGUUUACCUCUUCGCCCGAUACUUUGGCACAGGCGUCAUAGUGGCUACAGCUUUCAUUCACCUGCUGGAUCCCGCAUACAGCAGCAUCGGCCCGAACUCCUGUAUCGGGGUGUCCGGACACUGGGGAGACUACUCCUGGUGUGCCGCUAUAGUCCUUGCCUCCGUCGUGACCAUAUUUCUCCUGGACCUGGGCGCCGAAGUAUAUGUAGAGUACAAAUACGGUGUCCAACGAAACGACGACGCAACAGAAGCCUUCAUCACACACGCUUGCGCGUCGGAUUCAGACAGUACAUCCCAAGCCGUGGAGACGGGCACGCCCACCCGCAAAAACACCGACAUUCACACGGAGGUGGCCUCGGUACGUUCCGAGCGGGCAUUCCGACAAGAAAUUGCAGCUUUUCUGAUUCUCGAAUUCGGUAUCAUAUUCCAUUCCGUCAUAAUUGGUCUGAACCUAGGCGUGACGGGCGAAGAGUUCACGACCCUGUACCCCGUGUUGGUCUUUCAUCAAGCCUUUGAAGGCCUGGGAAUUGGGGCACGUAUGUCAGCACUCCAUUUUGGGUCCCGUCUGUGGUUGCCGUGGGUGCUGUGUCUUUUGUAUGGACUAACGACGCCCAUUUCCAUCGCUGUUGGACUUGGGGUGCGGACGUCGUAUAACCCGGGAUCCAAGACGGCGAUGAUCGUCCAAGGUGUGCUGGAUGCGAUUUCCGCGGGGAUUUUGAUCUAUAGUGGACUGGUGGAAUUAUUGGCGAGGGACUUUUUGUUUGAUCCCGACCGGACAAAGAGAAGAUCGCAUUUGUUUGUCAUGGUGGGAUGCAUGUUGUUGGGAGCGGGGAUCAUGGCAUUACUUGGGAAGUGGGCAUGAGAGAAACAAAAAAAAAGAAAAAAA
Molecule: messenger RNA, 1458 nt
Organism: Aspergillus pseudotamarii
Lineage: Eukaryota; Fungi; Ascomycota; Eurotiomycetes; Eurotiales; Aspergillaceae
Gene: zrfA
Product: high-affinity Zn(2+) transporter ZRT1
Exons: 1
Coding region: 367-1434 (355 amino acids)
Biological process (GO): zinc ion import across plasma membrane
Cellular component (GO): plasma membrane
Molecular function (GO): high-affinity zinc transmembrane transporter activity
Source: RefSeq, a predicted model, not a curated record